Salarias fasciatus (jewelled blenny) is the source of this 4503-nucleotide messenger RNA. It is a transcript of the gene lamb3, whose product is annotated as laminin subunit beta 3. NCBI's taxonomy places the organism in Eukaryota, Metazoa, Chordata, Actinopteri, Blenniiformes, Blenniidae. The transcript has 23 exons. The record is from RefSeq and is a predicted model, not a curated record. Bases 85 to 3585 code for a protein of 1166 amino acids. Gene Ontology annotation, cellular component: laminin trimer. Gene Ontology annotation, biological process: cell migration; animal organ morphogenesis; substrate adhesion-dependent cell spreading.
UAUAAAGCUGCUGCCUGCAGUCAUAUAUCCUCUGACAAACUGAGCAGAUUGAGCUGCCAGACAUUUUCAUCAGAGAAACACAACAUGAGAAUACUCUUCCUUCUCACAGCCAUGGCAACACUGUCCCAAGCACAGAGGGACUGUUACAGAGGGGCCUGUUACCCACCCAGCAGUGACCUGUUGCUGGGUAGGGGUCAUCUCCUACAAGCCUCCUCCACCUGCGGCCUCAGCAGCCCUGAGAUCUACUGCACCCCGUACGAACAGAGGAGGAUGAAGUGCUGUCCUUGUGACUCCAGGAACCCCCAGGGUCAGCUGGCCCACACCAUCCAGGACGUCCUGUCCAGCUCUGGACCACAGAGGUGGUGGCAAUCCAAGAAAGAUAUGAAUCCAGUCACACUGCAGCUGGACCUGGACAACCUGUACCAGCUAGACAACCUAGUACUCAGUUUCAAGGGUCCUCGUCCCAAUGCCCUGGUCAUUGAGAGGACGCAGGACAAUGGCAGGACGUGGCAGCCUGCUCGCUACAUGGCAACAGACUGUCAGAAAUCUUUUCCGGAUGUUCCCACAACAACCCCGAUCAUCUUGGACCAGACAUAUUGCACCACAUUGCCCCCUACUGACGAGACCCCAUACCAUGACCACACAAUUGAGUUCAGCCCUUUGCGUCAGUUUGCUUAUGCCCCACCUGCCAAGAGCCAAAAAGUACAAAACGUCACGGGGCUGACAGGGCUCCGGGUGAGGAUGACCGAGCUGGGUGAUGUACCUAACCUGCCUGGCAGAGCUCUCAGCAGGUUCUAUGCCCUGAAGGAGGUGAGGGUGAUGGGCAGCUGCAUGUGCCAUGGACAUGCCAACCGAUGUCUGCCAGAAGAGUUCAACAACCCGCAGUCCAACACCAUCCAGGUACACCCUCAGUGUGACUGCCAGCACAACACAGCUGGGGUGCACUGUGAGCGUUGUAUGGAGCUUUAUAAUGAUCUACCCUGGAAGCCGGCUGAGGAAGGAAACCCCCACACCUGCAGACGGUGUGAGUGUAACAACCAUGCUCAGCGCUGUCACUUUGACCCGGCCGUGUAUGAAGCCAGUGGCCAGACAAGCGGAGGAGUGUGUGAGAGCUGUCAGCACCACACCACAGGACCCAAGUGUGACCAGUGUGCUCCUGGCUACCAGCCCAACCCCCGCAGUCAGAUGGACCGCCCUGAUGCUUGCAUUCGCUGUGUCUGCAGUGCUGAGGGUUCUCUGAAUGGAGGCCGCUGUGAUGAUGUGACAGGCUCUUGCACCUGCAAGGCCAAAGUGGAAGGUCCGCGCUGCGAUCGUUGUAAGAGGGGCCACUAUGGCCUGAGCACCUCCAACCUGCUGGGCUGCUCCAAAUGUUCCUGCUCCCUGAGUGGCUCCUUGACAGACGCCUGUGACCCCCUGACUGGUCAGUGUCUGUGCCGUCCUCACUUCCUCGGCCGCACAUGUGACCAGUGCUCCAAAGGCUACUGGAAACCUUCCCAGUCAGACCGGUGUGAGCCCUGCAGCUGUGACCCCACCAGAUCAAGGAGUGAUAUCUGUGACCAGCUGACUGGUCAGUGUCUGUGUAGACCAGGAUUUGCAGGCCGAACUUGCAAUGAGUGUCCAGAUAACACGUACGGAGACCCUCUGAUCGACUGCCAGCCAUGCCGCUGUAACACUGAGGGAACUCUACCAGAAGUCUGUGAUAAACAGACAGGAACCUGUUUGUGUCGCCCUGGCAUCACUGGGACUCGCUGUGACUCGUGUGGUCCGGGCCGCUGUGACUUGUUCCCAAACUGCGACUUCUGUCCUUCUUGCUUCGUCACUCUCAACACCCAAAGAAAGAACCUCAGCUCAGCUCUCGAAAAGCUUUCUCCCAAGUUUCCAUCUCGUCCUGGAACUACUGGGGAUCUGGGAAACUUUGGAACCCGCAUCCGAGACCUGGAGGCCAGUCUCAACCUGAUCCGUGACUCCAUCAGUUUUCCACCCAACGUCACUAAAAAAGUCAACAAUGCUUUAGAUGAGUUGGACAAGCUGAGGGACCAGGUGGAUCAGGUGGACAAUGACCUCCCAUCCACACUCAGAACACCAGAUCUGAACUCUGAUUUGGUCAAAGUGCAGUCUUUGCUUGAUGACCUUACUUCUCUCUACAAGAUUAAGAAGGAUGCGGUGGACAACACUGUCAGUCCAAAUAGUGCAGGGGCAUUUAAUACCAUCAAAAAUGCCUACGAUGACUCCAACAAUGCAGUCAACAAAGUGAUAGCCAGUGGAGACAAAGUGAAGGAGUCUGCUGAUGUCAGAGGAGAAACCACAGACCUGACGAGCCAGGUCCAGCAGGGAAACACCAGAGACUUGAACAAACUGAAUAGCAGCAUGGCCUCUCAGCCUGACCUGACUCCUGUGGCCAAACAGGUAUGUGGAAGCACCCGCUCGAAGCCCUGCACCCCCCUGCUGUGUGACGGAGCAGACCUGUGCCCCCCUGAUGGAAGCCCUCCAUGUAAUAAGGGGGAGAAGUGUGUGGGGGCUCUGCCUUUGAGCAAGAGGGCGAAUGCUGAUGCCAAAGAUGUGAAGGACCGCCUGGACAAGCUCACCGGGAAGAUCACUGACACUGCAGAGAAGCUCCAGAAAACACAGGAGAAGACCAAUCAGGUGAGACAGUCUGCCGGUAAACUUUCUGAUAAAAUAAAGAAGGCCAGAGAUGAUCUGGAGGAUGACCUGAAGGAGACCAGAGAUAUUGUGACGGAGCUCAAAGACUUUCUGUCAGACCCGACCUCUGACCCAGCCCACAUCCAGAAGUUGAGUGACUGGAUACUGAAGGCUAAGCUCCCCCUUAACCUGGUCACUCUGAAGAGGAAGCUGGACGAGCUGAAGAAUCUGGCAGAAAACCUUCCAGACAGCAGCACCGUGCUGCAGGAUGCCGAACCGCAGCUUGACACGGCCAGGAAGCUGCUGGAGGAAGCCCAAGACGCAAGGGACAAAGCCCUGGAUGGUAAAGAUGACGUGGACAAGCUUCUGGCAGGAUUUCAACCAGUGGAGAACAGUCUGUCUAACCUGGAGGGCCAACUGCAGGACAGCAUGGACCUCAUUGACAACCUCAACAACAAUCUGACUCAGGCCAGAGAUCAGCUGAGCCCAGUUGAGAAGGCCUUGAACAAUGCAUUGAUUCAGAUCCAGCCACUGAAACCGAAACUCGAUGAGCUGAAAGGCCUGCUGCAGAACGGAGAGCAACUGGCAAAGGAUGCACAGGAGGAUGCAGACAAAGCUGAGAAGGAAAUUAAAGCUGCAAAUGAGGAGCUGGAGACGGUGGAGAAGCAGCUGGAUCGUCUGAAAGACGAAACUCCCACUCAAAUGGGGGGAGAGGAAGGGUCACCCGCAGACCGACUGUCCAAACUGAUGGAGGGCACCGGAGUUCUGGCUAACAACACAGACACCAUGCUGAAAGAUCUGGAAGGAAAAGCUGACUCCUUGAAAAGCCUACAGGAUGAGAUCCUGCAGAAGUCCAUCAAGCUCCAAGGCCUGGACACCAAGCUGCAAGAUCUGCUUGCAGAACUGCGAAAGAAAGCCAAAGAUCUAAGCACAUGCCAGGGCUGAGGGUGCACACACUCACCACACAAAGACGUUGUGCUGAUGACCCCUGCUGUACAAUCUGACUUUACACACUUUAAUUCUUAAUGUAACCUGCUGCAUUUUUAUUAGCAGUAGAAGUAUUACUGAGUUUAUUUUUCAAACAAUUAAAUCACGAUAUCUUCAAAUGAACUGAGAGUUUUGUCAGUAUUAUGUUGGUUGCUGUUGGUUAUUGUAAGUGAUCUGAAUUUUCUGCUCUAUCUGCUUUGUUUUUUUUUUUUAGGGUUAAUGUGGCACCUUUUCUUUAUGUUUGUUUUUUUUCUUUAUGUUUGUGCUGAUUACACACUGUAUAAAGAUUCAUUCUUAUUGUUUCGUAGACAAACCCUGUGAGCUCAGAUUUGAUAUUAGAGGUGAGGUUUUGACUGGAAUCAUUUUCAUACUGAGCAUAUCACACCAUGUUUCCAGCGGGCGCAACGCAAAUUUUUUGCACGAUGAGAUUACAUACAAAGUCAAUGUAAUGACGCAAUUGUCGUUCAAUCUUGAGCGGCGAGCAUUUCCAGCGAAAAAUUUGCGUGCCCGUCGACUUGCACUGCCACUUGCCGCCGCCCGCUGCUCGACAAUCACCGCCCGCCACUUCAUCGUUUGUUGCUCGUCGCUCGAGUUGAAAUAAUUCAACUUUUCAAGCGAAUUCGAGCCAGGACAGCCUAUCAGCGGCGAGCGGAAAGCGACAUGCGCAAUUUCACCGAGCUCUGACCGCCUCCAUAGGGUAGCAUGCAUCCAGAAGUGAUGCCGGCACCUCACCCGCGACUGUAGCUGACUUCUCCAUGCCAAAUACAGAGCAGCAAUGGUGGUAGGCAGAGCCAUCUCAAUCUCAAUCUUUAUUUGUAAAAACACUUCUCAUAUUCAUAAAAACAACAAAAAGUGCUGAACAGUAAAAACAGUCAU